GCUACUGGCGACCGCUUCAAGGAAGCUACCAAAAUUAAUCUUUCGUUGUCGGCGUUGGGCAAUGUGAUAUCGGCAUUGGUGGAUGGUAAAUCAAAGCACAUCCCGUAUCGUGACUCCAAGUUAACUCGUUUACUCCAGGAUUCAUUAGGUGGAAAUAUGAAGACGAUCAUGCUCGCUUGCAUUUCGCCUUCCGACAACAAUUAUGAUGAGACACUCUCCACACUAAGGUAUGCAAAUCGUGCGAAGAAUAUAAAGAAUAAGCCGAGAAUUAAUGAGGACCCGAAAGAUGCCUUGCUUCGUGAGUAUCAGGAAGAAAUACAGCGGCUCAAAUCUAUGAUACAAGGCGGUAAAGAGUCAUUUUUUUUAUCAUUACUACAUUUGCCUAUAAAUGGUAGGAAAGGUACAUGCAGAAUGGUGGCACUUCUUUUGAUUUGUCCAACUUAUAAAAAGCACCAGCCUGAUGUUGCUGAUCAGCCUCCGUUUGAGAGAAAUUUUUCUGGUCAGGUUAUGGCUUGGUUUGAAGUUAAAUUCAACUCCAUUACUUAG
This is a messenger RNA of Gongylonema pulchrum, 546 nucleotides long. Lineage: Eukaryota; Metazoa; Nematoda; Chromadorea; Rhabditida; Gongylonematidae. The record is from the annotation of a GenBank genome assembly.